Lichtheimia ornata is the source of this 1023-nucleotide messenger RNA. RefSeq lists its product as uncharacterized. Gene Ontology annotation, molecular function: zinc ion binding; protein binding; cysteine-type deubiquitinase activity. The coding region runs from base 1 to 1023 and encodes 340 amino acids. Lineage: Eukaryota; Fungi; Mucoromycota; Mucoromycetes; Mucorales; Lichtheimiaceae. The transcript has 5 exons. The record is from RefSeq and is a predicted model, not a curated record.
AUGGUCAUGAUUUUGGAACUGCCAAAUGAAAUCCUUUGUCUCAUUUUAACGUUUGUACCACCAUCAUCUGGUAAACGAUUCCUAAGUUGUUGUCACAAGCUCUAUCAACUCAAGCACGAUCAACUAUUUUGGCGUGAUUUUGCACGACAUUUGGGUAUCAUUUAUCGUGACCCACAGCAGACAUGGUGGGAUCUUUAUGCUACAGGCGACGUUUUCAAUAUAUGCAAACACUUGCAUGAUGCAAGGUUAAUGACAUCGUUGCUAUGGAAAUCGGAUAUUUUUUGGAAAUCAUUGACUACAAAAUGCUGUCAACAACAGCAACAAGCAUCAGGGCUAUGCUUAUACCCUUACUGCAAGUUUGCUGGCUGUGGAGAUGCUUUUUUCUCACCAGAACAAUAUCCAGGUCACCUUCGGGAUCAUUACAACACAACGGGUCAUCCCUAUGUCCUGAAACUUUCAGCUGAUCAUUUUCUUGAAGUUUGGUGUUAUGCAUGCAACAAGCCGGUUGGCUUCUGGGGAUUCCCAAACGUUCAAAAACCAAUCACGGAGCGAUACCUGGUACGCAUGAUGAUACAAGCAUUAUUGACGUAUCCUCAAGAUGACCACCUUGCACAUAAAGCAAAGCGUGCUCGACGAGCCAUUGAACGGCGUCUUGUUGUUUCGCAAGAAAGCCAUGAUUACUGCUACAUCAUCGAGCGUAAAUGGUUCUUGAAAUGGAACGAUUUCUUAAGCGGUUUAUCGGACGAAUUGCCAGGUCCUUUACAAAAUGAAGUACUCCAAGAUGACCAAGGCAAUCUUAAACGUGAUAUCCUACUUGGCACUCAUUUUGAGCUUGUAAGUGGCCCAUUGAGGAGCUAUAUUGAACGAGCUUAUGGCUUGUAUGGAAAUUUCGUCUCCGGAUAUGAGCUGCAACACAAACAUGGCUAUCGUCAAAUAUGGGAAGCUAUCUUGUUUCGAAGGCACAUACUGCAUCGGGUCCCAGGCCAAGUCACUGGACCUCCUUCUCCUCCAGGAUAUGACUAG